Magallana angulata is the source of this 2279-nucleotide messenger RNA. Its product is annotated as 39S ribosomal protein L9, mitochondrial-like. Gene Ontology annotation, biological process: translation. Gene Ontology annotation, cellular component: ribosome; mitochondrion. Lineage: Eukaryota; Metazoa; Mollusca; Bivalvia; Ostreida; Ostreidae. The record is from RefSeq and is a predicted model, not a curated record. The coding region runs from base 123 to 959 and encodes 278 amino acids. Gene Ontology annotation, molecular function: structural constituent of ribosome. The transcript has 8 exons.
UUAGUGUUUAAAGCAAGUUUCCUAAUUGACACACAUGAUUUUGUCCCAAGGAGAAGACUCUUAAAAUCAGGCCAUUAUUUUUUACUGUGAUGCGAGUAAAUAUACAUAUAGUUGAAUAAGCCAUGCAAGGUAUCAAUCUCAGCCGCACAGCAUGUUCUCAGCUGUUACAGAUCGCCAGGCAGAAGGUUGUCCUGCGACAAAUGGGGAAAUUUGCAAUGGUGGAAAGGGUGCGCAGUAUAAAUCUGCACCGAGAAGAUAGGGAACCCCGCUUACGAAGCAGACACUAUAUUUAUAGAAAUAUAGAAAACCCCAACCCUCCUCCCACAGAGAUAGAAGUCCUGCUCAUUGAUAAUGUAGAUGGACUUGGAAUUAUGGGAGAUAUUGUGAAAGUUCCCAAGAAGUUGUGGAGAAAUUUUCUCUGUCAAGCUCGCUUAGCCACAUAUCCUACUCCAGAAAACAUUGUAGAAUUAAGUAAAGAAAUUAAGACAAUGGGAGAUAAUAUGGCAAUUCUGAAGAAGUUAGGAAAGUAUAGUCGUAUGACUCUCCAGAAAAUACGAGGACUCCACCUUCCUGUGGAGUUGUUGCCGAGCCCUGAUGGCUGGACUCUCACCAAGGCCCACCUCAAAGUCGCUCUUCGCAAAGUGGGAAUUUUUGCAUCAGAAGACUCCAUCACAUUGCCUGAGGACCCACACAUCAAGACGCCCGGAGAGUUUGUUUUCACUCUGACUAUGAACGAGGCGGUUCCCCUGAAGAUCCGUGCUACCCUGGUGGAGACUCCGCUGGUCUUCACUGAGGAGACGGUCGUGGACAAGAUACAGGUGUGGGGGAACCCCCCAGUCACCCCCGAUGAGGAGUUGGAUCCAGCCAUCCGGAAGUUCAUCACAACCCCACCCAUAGAUCUAGACGCUUCCAUGAAGACACCAUCUAGGAGAAAGGAAAAGAACUAUAUCAAAUACUAAGAGACAGUUCAGUUCACAGGAUAGGCAGGAGAUGGCAGUUGUUGUAAAAGAAAGCACAUUCUUCUACACUGUUUGGGUUUUUAAACGAAUAUUCACAAAUCUUUCCAUCUUAAUCAAGUGUUCAGCUUUGAUAUUCCAAGAGAGUUGUAUACUUUAUGUAAAAUGAAUUUCCAAGAUAUCUGAGACAGGUAAUUUAUAUUAGCAAUUAAAUGGGAUAAAGUAGAAUUGAUUCUUUAUACUUCUGGUGAAAUUAAUAUUAAAAUCUUUAUUCCAAAAGGCUUUGUCAAGGUCCAAGUAUGAAGUCCAAACUUUUGGUGAUGACAUUGCCUAUAAAAUGAAAUGUUAUUUUUCUACACUUUACACAGAUUUCAUUUUUUGGCAGAUAUUCAGUAUAUUCUUUAAAUUACACAUGUUAUGAUCAAUUAAUUUUUAAAAGAAGGAUAUUGAGCCCAAUAGCACUGAGAUUUUUUCAUCAAAACCAACAAAAGAGCUUAGAAAAAAUAUUUCCAAAAAGCUUUAGCAAAGAAGUGCACUACAAUUUACAUUCAGUUUUUCAUUGAAUUUAUACUUGAAGAUACAUGGGUUAAGUAUAACUGUCACUGAGGUACACAAACGUGACAUUUAUCAUUAUCCCACACUGCUCAAUACACAAAAGUAACUCGGGUUAUACAGGUGCAUGUUUACUAAGUGGCAAGGCAACUUUAUAUUCCUUGUAUCUCCAAAGAUCUGCUGUGGUCUGGCUGUCAAAGUAGUCUGUAAAUAGAGACAAGUAAAUUAAAGUAGAAAAACAAGGAUUUGAUUUUUUUUUUAAAUCCCAUCCUAUUAACAAUGGGGAAUACCCUAGACUAAAUUUCACACGCAAUUUCAUGAAAUCAAAUUUGUCUGAGGAUCUUGAGAAGGAAUUAACAUGAUAUGCCUGUAUUUUCAUCAGGCACGAAGCUUUAUUUUCCAAGGUGGGAGAAAAGAUCGACAGACCUUUGCCCAUUGACUUAAGGAGGCUGAGUGGUCAUCAAAUUAUCCAUCAAAUCGCCCUUAACUUUAAAAUGUGAUAAUUUUGGCCGUAAAGUAAAAUUUAGUAUAAAUGGCCGCGACCAUCCAACCCUUUUGAUAGUCGCUACUUAUGACAGUCGUGAAUCAUGAGUAUCAUGACCAAAAUUUCAGCUUCAAUAUGCACUUGUAUACCUCCUUGAAGCCCUAUCUUACAACAAGGAAGUCAUUGACUGGUAAUUGCUCCCUCUCUCUUUUUAACACCAAGUACAUUGUAAUAUCCAUUUCAUAUUUUAAAAAAGGUUAUAGUUGAAUAAAAGCAUAUGUAUAAAG